Plodia interpunctella (Indianmeal moth) is the source of this 1283-nucleotide messenger RNA. RefSeq lists its product as uncharacterized. NCBI's taxonomy places the organism in Eukaryota, Metazoa, Arthropoda, Insecta, Lepidoptera, Pyralidae. Bases 209 to 1012 code for a protein of 267 amino acids. The transcript has a single exon. The record is from RefSeq and is a predicted model, not a curated record.
ACUUUUUGGGCGGUAGCUGUCAAAAAAUACACACAACUUAUUUAUUGCUCUGUAUUUAUUUACUUGAAUAAUUAGUUUUUACCUAUUUAUUGGGUGGAUUUGAUUACCUUAUGUAUUAGUUCACUUCAGUACACUUGCCAGUCUUUUUCACUUCACUUCUAUCACUAUCUCCUGGACUUCCACUACACCUCAUCAUUGUCAUCUCAUAAUGGACGCCAUAUCACAGCUGUGCAAAAACAUGGAAGAGCUUAAGAGUAUGUUCAACUCCAGGAUGACAUCAUUCGAACAGUCUCUAGAUGGCCCAGCUACUGCGGACAAUUCUUCUGUCUCAAACAGUGAGUACCAAACAUUCAAGACAUUUAUUUGGAAGGCUGUCUCGGGUCUUAGCAGCCAGAUGGAUUUGGUUUUAUGUGCUCUUGAUGAGUUUGAAAUGAGGUCAAGAUCCAGUAUGCUGCUUCUUCAUGGACUCGCUGAGGAGAAGGAUGAAGACAUUGCAGACAUCCUAGUAAAGCUUUGCCGUGAUAAAUUGAACAUUUCGGUCACUUCUAAUUCUUUCUCUGCAUGUUGGCGUAUGGGUGGAUCCCCUAAAGCAGAUAAACCGCGUCCCAUCCUCCUUAGAUGUGGAGACAUCUCUUUCCGCCGUGAUAUAUGGUCUGCUAAAAAGCUUUUAAAGGGAAGUGGCUUGACCUUCUCGGAAUUCUUAACGGCACCUAGGCAUGCGGUAUUUGUUGAAGCACGUAAGGCCUUAGGGAUUAGCGGUUGCUGGACGAGCGAUGGAAAGAUUGUCGUUGUGACUGUCAAAGGCUCCAGAAAGAAGAUCACCACUAGGGCACAAUUAACAGCGGUAAUUGAAGAGCAUGCGGCCGCUAAGUGCAGUGAUAAGCCAGCGGCGACGGUGGCGGUUGAAGAUAUAUCUAACACGGCCCCCUCUAGCAAGAAGGCAGGCCCUCCGUCCAUCAAGUCAACCCGGGCCCCGAGUGCCCGGCUUCAUUCCAAACCGUCGAGGGUCUAGGGAUUCCGUUGCUGUAUUGUCGCCGGUAUCUUUUAGCUUGAGUUCAGUAGGUAUCUUUAUAUUUCAUUCUACUAGCGGUGUUUUGUACUUUAAUUUUUUUUUUUUGUGGAUUGUAUUUUAAGGGUAUUUCUAUACAUAUUUUACUGGUAAACACAUUUAAAUUCUGACCCACACACUUUGUCACGUUCAAAAUUUAGGUAGUUCAUGUUAAUGUUAUUUUUGCACGCUCCUUCAUUUAAUAGUCAUUUUGAGCCAUUAGCUGUCAAGUUUG